CAAAAAUGCAACGAGGCAACUUUGGAGAACUAUUCCAGACCAUCAACACCUGCUAUUCACCUCAACACCACUGCGACAACGAAGCUCCAACUUCCUCAGGUCUUCAAUUCGCCCAAUCACUCCUCCUUGUCAAGUUUCCACCUCCCCUCGCUACAUUCCAUCGACCCCUCACAAUGGCCGCCCUCCCCGCCUGGAACCUCCUCAAAGGCAAGACCGCCGCGAUUACUGGCGGGACCACUGGAAUCGGUCGCGCGAUUGUGCUGGCAUACAUCACGCAAGGCUGCAAUGUCGCCGUCAACCACCUUGGGCUUGCCCAGGAUGAAGGGCACCGGCACAGUCUUCUAGAGGAGGUCAAGGCGAUUAGGAACAGCGGGGUCAAUGCCGGCGAAAUUCUAGAGCUCCCGGGCGACGUGACGAAUCCCGCGACCAGCUCCAACUUGGUUCAACAGGCGGUCUUGCAGUGGGGGAAACUGGAUAUUUUUGUCGCGAAUGCGGGUGUGUUUAAGCAAGCAGAGUUUCUCAAAAUCGAGCCCUCCCUCCUGAACCACAGCGUCGACGUCAACGUCAAGGGCUGCUUCUACUCCUGCCAAGCGGCCGCGCGCCAAAUGGUCAAACAAGGCCACGGCGGCUCCAUCAUCGGCAUCUCCUCGGUCAGCGCCCUCGUCGGCGGCGGGUUCCAAACACACUACACACCAACCAAGGCCGCCGUCCUCUCCAUGAUGCAGUCGAUGGCGAUUUCGCUGGGCAAGGAUAAAAUCCGGUGCAACGCGUUGAUGCCCGGGACCAUUGCGACGCAAUUGGCAGACCAUGAUAUGAAGAAUCCGACGAAGAAGGCUGCGCUCGAGGCGCGGAUUCCGCUUGGCAGGAUUGGGGACCCGGAGGAUAUGGCGGGCCCGGCGGUCUUUUUGGCGUGUGAGGAGAUGAGUCGGUAUGUUAAUGCAACGGGGCUGUUGGCUGAUGGGGGAAUGUUUAGUAAUUUGCAAUGA
Aspergillus calidoustus is the source of this 986-nucleotide messenger RNA. The record is from the annotation of a GenBank genome assembly. NCBI's taxonomy places the organism in Eukaryota, Fungi, Ascomycota, Eurotiomycetes, Eurotiales, Aspergillaceae.